AAACACAAUGACGAAAUAUCUCCUCGUCUUCUUCGCCCUCAUCCUCCUCGUUUCUCUCUCCUCCCAAACCGCCGACCCGAAAACCCCAAACCCGACCCGGACCCCAUCGCUGGCCCACAUCGAGCUGACCCGCUACGGCUUCCCCAUCGGGCUCCUCCCUUCCGCGGUCAAGAACUACACCGUCAACCCCGUCUCCGGCGACUUCGUCGUCGACUUCGGCGACGCGUGCAAGAUCACGCUCCCGCCGGACAACUACCUCGCCACGUAUUCCAAGAAAGUCACCGGCAAAAUCAACCACGGCCGGAUCGCCGAGAUCAACGGCAUCAGCGUAAGGGCGUUCUACCAGUGGUGGUCGAUCACCGGAAUCAGGUCCAGCGGCGAGAAUCUGGUGUUCGAGGUCGGCAUGGUCUCGGCGAAGUACCCGUCCAAGAACUUCAAUGACAGUCCGGCCUGCGAGGGCCGCCGCCGCCACUCCUCUUCUUAGCAGGGUUCUUCUACUUGGCUCCGCCCUCCAUAAAUUAGACUAUGUACGAUGUCCAGUUGUCAAAUACGAGGCUAGUGCUACUUAAGCAAAGGUGGAUUUCAAGCAUUCAUAUGAUCUCAGAACUGUACGAGGGCAGUAACGGCAUCCUAGCCGCUCUAUCUUAUAUGUAUAUAUUUCACUACUUUUAGUGUUGUAACCAUUUGAUGGUAAGAUGGUAAUUAGUUGUUCACAAUGAAACCAUUUGAGAUAUCAAUUUCAUGCAUUAUUGCCUUUAUUGAUCUUACAGUA
Argentina anserina (silverweed cinquefoil) is the source of this 772-nucleotide messenger RNA. RefSeq lists its product as uncharacterized. Lineage: Eukaryota; Viridiplantae; Streptophyta; Magnoliopsida; Rosales; Rosaceae. Bases 8 to 484 code for a protein of 158 amino acids. The transcript is spliced from 2 exons. The record is from RefSeq and is a predicted model, not a curated record.